This is a messenger RNA of Copidosoma floridanum, 1583 nucleotides long. RefSeq lists its product as uncharacterized. The record is from RefSeq and is a predicted model, not a curated record. NCBI's taxonomy places the organism in Eukaryota, Metazoa, Arthropoda, Insecta, Hymenoptera, Encyrtidae.
CAGGAUUACAAUGAGUACAUGUGGACUAUGAGAAAGGAUUUUUCCGAGCCUGAGCCCGAAUCUGUUAUCAAAACAGAUAUAUUCCAAGUAUCCAUUAGCACUCAUCAUUAAUUGAUGUGAAAUUGUGCGUAAGAGAAAAAGUUUGAUGGUGUUAAUAAUGGUGCGUUACGUGGAUCCGCUCAUUUCCCACUAGGUUAUGGAAUGUGAGAAAAAAAACACUUGACGCAAAAAGUAACUGUUUUGAUAUGAACGAGCUGCGUGGGACUGUAGGUACACUUAAACGUUUUGUUCUUCUUAUACUCGUAAGUGUUUACGAGAGAGUAUAUUGUGCUCGAACGAAUAAAAGUUCCGCUGUGACGCGCCGCAAUUAAGACUACUGCCUACAGUUGUCGACGUACCUACUUCAAAAUGGUGAAGAAAAAGGGAAUCGUUUGGAAUUACUUCACGAAAAAGAUAUACGGAGCGCAAGUAACAGCCUUUUGCAAUUUUUGCGACCAAUCGUACAUUCAAAAUGCCACUCGCAUGGAAAAACACAUUGUCCGCUGUCCCAAGUGCCCGGAUGACGUGAAGCAUGCGUUUUUAAAAGCCGUGAGAACCAAAAAAGCCAAUUCGGUGAUGGCCCUGAGACUAGCUAGUAACUGGUCAUUGCCCACUGUAACAAAACAGAACAACACUAGGCAAAACUUUACCGAGGUCAAUUUACCGGAAUGGAAGUAUAAUGAGGAUGAUGCUCCAGUCAACGAUGGUACGAGGAAUGCUAAUGAAGUCGAGGACUCCAAGGAUUGGAAUAAGAACUUGUCAGUGCAAGAUGAACAGAAUGAGUAUGUGAUACCUCAUGUAAACUGGGAACCUAAUAAUGAUGAUGAAGGUAGUAGUAAUGACAUAGUGGAACAAAACACGGAAGAGCAAAUUGAGGAGGAACCAGAAGUCACUUAUACCAGAAGAGUUCGCUCAAACAGGAGAUCCUUACAACCGCCUGUACGUACGACAUAUAAUUCUGCAGUACAGAACAAAAUCCAGCAUGAGCAGUAUUUGGAAAAACGUGCCUUAAGGCGUGUAGCGGAAAUAGAACUGCAGCACAAGACUUUGGAGUAUGAAAAGUUAAAAUGGGAAUUUGAAAAUCAAAAAACUCAAUCUGAAGCUCGCUGGAUACAUGAGUGUCGCAUGAUGCAACUCAAAGAACUGCAUCAGCAGCAAUUAACAGGACAAAUUCAUAGCAAGCCCACAACUGAAAAGCAGUUAACAUAGUGUAAAUAAAUGAUUUCUUGUACUUUGCAAGUUUGGCAGCACUUGUAAAUGUUUACAUUCAUCUCAAAUUCGUGCAUCCAUGUACUUGGGAAAUGUUUAAUUUGAAACUCACUUAAUCAUUUGCAUUUCAUAUGAAUAUUUUUUUAAUCAUAGACUUAAAGCUAUUUAAUACUUAAUUUAAGAUUUGUAAAAAAAAUAUUUUGAGAUUGUACGGUUUAAUUUCUAUAGUCAUAAGAAGAAAGUUCUCUCAGCAACCAAUAAAAUAAGAUACAUAAGACUGUUAACCAAGAAUAAUAUCCUAUUACAACGUUGUUGAUAAAUAUUUAAUUUCAAGU